GCCUGCAGACCUGGCAACCAUGACUCCAAUCUGGCAACCCUGUGCUGUUUGUCGUCUGUAAAGCGGCGCUUUAGCUCAGCAGAGACACACUACAGAGACACGGAGUGUGAUGUUAACGGACAGAGGAAGUUUCCUCACAGGAGGAUUUGUGUGAGGAGAAGCGGCGCGCGCAUCACUCGAGCGUGUUUACUCUCUCCGACAUUUUCCAGAAAAUUCGAAGAACAUAUUUUUCUUCUUAGUUUUUUUUUUCUUAUGACUGAGGGAUCUUGUUGUUUUGUCGGAGAAUAUUGCUGAAGGAGCUGUGUGGAAAAUCAUGAACAGCGUCACGGAGCUUGAAGACGGACCGCAGCACAAGGCUCAGAGGACGAGCUGUAGUUACCUCCUGUGCACCAUUCUCCUCUUUGUUGCUGUGCUACUAGCCGUUACAGUAACAGGCACCAUCCUCUUAAUGAACCACUCCCAGACACCCUCAGGCCCCGAUGCUCCACCCCUCAUCACUACCAAUCAAGACGAAGGUAACGCCCUGGUGACGGUAGAGAGGGGUGAUGGCUCCCGCAUUAACAUCUUCAUCGACCCCAACUGCCCCGACUACAACAGCAACUUCUUGCGACUGGAGGGGUUACAGACGUCACUGCUGCACUCGCUCAGUCACCAUGACACAGACCUGAAGUCAGUGAAGGGACAGGAGCAUGCACUGCUUGUCCAGUUGGCUGAGGAAAUUGCGAAGCUGUCAGCCCACGGCAGCCAGCUGAAGGCGGAGUACAGCACGUUGAGGCAGGGCCAGAGCAGCAUCAGCCAGGAGAUCAGCAUGCUGCAGACUGAGCAGGCCAGGCUCAUCCAGCUGUUAUCCGAAAGCCAAAGUAACAUGAUGAAGGUCGUGAACACGUUGAGUGACGUGUUCGACUCCAUGCAGAAGGAACCUGGCAGCAUGAAGGUGUUCCUGAAGGCAGACUUGCAGAGGGCUCCAGUGCGCAGUGGCAUCCGGUCCAGGGGCUGCUCCAGCGGAGAGGGCCGACCAAGAGACUGCAGUGAUAUCUAUGCUAGUGGACAGCAUGAAGACGGGAUCUACUCUAUCUUUCCCAUACAUUUCCCCGCAGGCUUCCAGGUUUACUGUGACAUGAGCACAGAGGGAGGUGGCUGGACGGUGUUCCAGCGCAGAGAAGAUGGCUCUGUGAACUUCUACAGGGAAUGGGCCGCGUAUCAAGAGGGAUUUGGUAAGAUUACAGGAGAACACUGGCUUGGUCUGAAGCGGAUUCAUGCUCUGACCAUUCAGGCUAAUUAUGAGUUGAGGAUUGACCUGGAGGACUUUGAGAACAGCACUUCCUUCGCGCAGUAUGGAUCCUUUGGCGUGGGAUUGUUCUCCGUCGACGCGGAUGAAGACGGCUACCCAUUGAGCGUAGCGGACUACUCAGGAACCGCCGGUGACUCAUUGCUCAAACAUAACGGCAUGAAGUUCACUACAAAGGACAAGGACAACGAUCACUCGGAGAACAACUGCGCGUCCUUCUACCACGGAGCCUGGUGGUACCGGAACUGCCACAUGUCCAACCUGAAUGGACAGUACCUGCGCGGCCAGCACUUGUCCUACGCCGACGGCAUCGAGUGGUACUCAUGGACUGGUUUGCAGUACUCCCUUAAAUUCACGGAGAUGAAAAUCAGGCCUACAUGCGAGCAAAACGAAUGAGUGAAGCACAAGAGGAUCUUCAGCAUGUAGGUGUUAGAGACACUAGCUACAGAAAUGUGCGAGGACUCCGUGACCAUGUAUUCUCCUCCUGUUUUGCGUAGUUCUGUUUCCAAACCCUUUUUCCAUCGUCCACCAAUUCCAGUCGUAGUGUAGUGUUAGUGAUGAAGCGCACUCUAGCUGGUUACUUCUCUGUAUAUUAUGAAAACAUGCAGUCAGUUUUGUCUUAAGGUUAUUGUUGACGAAAUGUAUAACAAAAAAGAAAGCAACAACAAAAAAAAAGACUUCCUGUGUAAUUUAGUAAGGAUUUGUCUCGACUUUUGUUUUAAAAAGCAAAUGAUUAUCCCUGUUCUCAGAAAGAUUAUAUUAUGUACAGAAGAUGUUUUUUUUUUUGUUUGUUUUUAAAAAAAAAAAAAAAUUUAUUCCAUCAUCAAGCUUUGGUAACUCCUGAAAGCGGAGUAUUUCAGCUACUUGAGCCUGCAGGAAAGCAGAGAGGAGAAAAAAAAAAAAAAAAAGCUCAACAAGUAAAAUUCACAAUUACCGAGAGGCUAUUAUAAAUGGAGCAGAGAUACCGAAUCCCUGUUCAUAGAGAGCUUGUCAUAUCAUGUUGUUCAGUAAUUAAUCACAGUGUGCCAGAGGGACAAGGAGUGGGAGGAAUUAUUACAUUAAUGGAAACCUUAUUAUAAUAACAUGCUCACUUCUGAUUGGGAGUGCUCUCCAUAUACAUGGAGUACUAUGGAGUAGAUUACGGCGAUUAGUCCUUGCUGAUGGUCAUGUGCAGUUGAGUAAGGGAAUUUCUUAGCUACGUCUCAUCUGUUAUAAAUGACCUUCCAUUUGCCAGGUCACUGAGAAGCAAUUAGAUUUGCUCUGGGAUUGUAAAUCUAUCUCAACACUUCUACUGUAUAUACACUAUAUGCCCAAAAGUUUGUGGACACCUGACCAUCACACCCAUAUGUGGUUCUUCCCCACAAAGUUGGAGUCACACAGUUGUAUAUCACACAUUCCAACAUGACAAUGCCCCUGUGCACAAAGCGAGCUCCAUGAAGACAUGAUUUGACAAAGUUGGAGUGGAAGAACUUGAGUGUCCUGUACAGAGCCCUGACCUCAACCCCACUGAACACCUUUGGGAUGAACUGGAACACGACUGCGCCCCAGGUCUCCUCGUGCAGCAUCAGUGCCCAACUUCUCUAAUGCUUUUGUGACUGAAUGGACAAAUCCCCAACAGCCACGCUUUGCAAUCUAAAUCCAGAGGUGAUUAUAACAACAAAGGAGGACUAUACAGUAUGUGGAAUGGGAUGUUCAACUGGAAAAUAUGGGUGUGAUGGCCAUAUAUUAUAUUCAGUAUUUCAAAACAAAGUUGUUAUGCUGUUCAAACACAAGUUGGGGUGGCAUUAUCUGUAUCUGUUUUAGUGCUCCAAAUAUCUGUACCUGUAUUUGGAUUUAAAACAGAAGUGGGAGCUGCCUAAACUUUUAUUUAUUUAUUUUAUUUAUGAAUUCAGUAUUAACCACUAUGUUGCCAGAAACAGUGGAAAAACCACAGGAUGAAACAGAAGUAGAAAUACCAGAGUAGAAAUAGCUGUGACAGUUCUUCAACAUCAGCUACAUCACUCCAGAUCAUAAUUGGUCUCAAUUAGAGACAGUUUUGCUUUCUUCUAAUAUUUAAAAAAAAACAAAAAACAAAAAAAAAAAAAACACAAUACUCACUGGAAAUAAUGUUUUAACGCUCUACUUACAUUUAAUGAAACUUUAAUUUAAAAUAAAUUUUGAACCUCAAAUCAGCAGCUCCCCGGGUAUAGUAUUUAUUAAAAGAUGAUAUGACAUCUGUAAUAUCUCAGAUCAAUGUACUGUCUUAUUGCCCGGUCCACUUACAGGCAAAGAAGAAAUUAUUUCAAAUGGGAAUAUACUAUACUAAAAAAAAAUAGUUUGGCCCAUCCAAAGCAAUGCAGUAUUUUCAGUCUAAAAGGAAAGUUCCACUUUGAAACAUCUUAUAUAUGUUUCGAUUGAAAUAUUUGUGGAGUAUUUAUUGAUGGUGGGGCUGAUUUGUUGGUUAGUCCUGUAUUUUCAUUAUGAGAAGUUGGCAGUUGUCUGUUGCUCUGAUGUGACACAGAGACAUUGCUAGCGCAGUUACAGUGCUGCUUAAUAAAGAUGGAAAAAAUUCAAUUUCAGUCUCAAACAUAAAGUAUAUCAGCCAGCUUUCGCAAAAGCAAGAGCUUCUUUUCUCACUCACCAUUUCCAUCAUCGAUAAACGUCAUAUUAAUGACAAUUCCAAUGUAGAAGUAGUGGAGACAGCACACAAUGGAGUCAAAGCUCCAGAAUGCAACGACGCAGUUGCUCGGCUCUGCUAGUGAGUGAUCUACGAAACGGCAUUGAUGGAGGGAUUAGCAUGAAAGUUGAUGCUUUGGAAGCUGAUCUGUUUGAGCUCUGUUGCAUCACUCUCUUUAGGUAGAAAUGAAGCAAGAGGAAAAAAUACACUGACGCCACUAUGAGCAGGUUUCAAACAACAUUGUGGAUAAUGCAGGAAACCAUUCACCGAAAGUGAAAAUAGACCGAAAUGUCAAUGAAAGAAUUUGAAACAAACAACAAAGAAAAUAAAACAAAUAAUAAAUUCAAAUCAGAAUUUCUUUAUAAAUUAAAUAUUGGACUCCGUUGAAGAGCAUGUUGAAAAUGAAUAUACAAGGUGAUUCAAGGUGGAUUUUUCCGUUAAUAGUUAGUCACAAUGUUCAAUCAAUAUGAUUCUUUUAUUUUCCAUAUCACUAAUACUGUACAAAUAUUUAUUAUUAUUAUUAUUAUUAUUAUUAUUAUUAUUAUUAUUAUUAUUAUUAUUAUUACUACUACUACAGAUGCUGGAGUUUCAUGCUGGUACAGAUUGCACAUUUUAUAAAUUAAGCUAAUUUAGUUACCGGGACAGUUUCUUUGUGGGUUUCUAAAAGACCCAUUUACACAGGCCACCCCAUGUUAAUUCUAAACAGGGCGUUUGACUGCUAAAGAUGAGAUGAUUUUGAAGAACUAAAACAGAACAGUAAUUAACUAUACGAGGGAUACAGGUUAAGUACAGUAGGAAUGCAGAAAAUCAGUCUGGUCAUUUGAUGUAGUCACGUCUUCUAUCCUAUCUUACCUUUUCUAGUCUGGUCUGUAGUAAGCCUACGUUCUCUUCAUUUCUCAUCUGAAUCUAUUAAAUUAAAUGUGUUUCAAUGUUCUGAAUGACAUGGAAUAAAACUUCGGAAAUUUCUAUUUCUAUUUAACAUCUCUGGUGUUUUUCCAUAGAAGGGUGUUGUAAUUAUUCCUCGUGGCCUGAGCUAGCAGCCAAAGGUCAGCUCAUUAGGAAGUGAGCGUCUACAUCGGCCAGAUAUAGAUCGUUAAGCAAAGACGCUUUCGUAGACA
Molecule: messenger RNA, 5062 nt
Organism: Ictalurus punctatus (channel catfish)
Lineage: Eukaryota; Metazoa; Chordata; Actinopteri; Siluriformes; Ictaluridae
Product: fibrinogen C domain-containing protein 1
Exons: 9
Coding region: 314-1684 (456 amino acids)
Source: RefSeq, a predicted model, not a curated record